AGGAAUCAUCAAGAAAGUUCGAAAUGUUUGGUUGAAGAUUUCGUAAUUUGUGGGUACGAAAUCAAAAGCCUUUCAUCAAAAGUAACCAUUGAAAGAUCCACUGGAAUAUCCUGAAUUUUUUCAAGAUGUUUCUGUUUGCUUUUUUAAUGGUAAUGUUUACAUCUGGUAGUGCGUCGCUCGAGCUUUUCAUCUCUCAAAAGCAUGGCGUCGAUAAUUCAAGUUGCCUGCAACGAAACGCGAGCAAACCUUGUGGAUCUCUCAGUUAUGCACUUCAAAUUUUAAACGAAAGUACCUUUAAUGAAGAAACAGUCUUUGUGUUUUCUAUUGAAGACCGACGCUACAGUUUGCAAGAGAACGUUCAGGUUUUACAGCCUCGAAUGGACAGAUAUAUUUACAUAACGUCUGGCAGUGUUUCUACAGUAGUACGUGGCCUUGAUACAUCAGCGAUCACCAUAGGGUUGCAAGAAGCAAAGGCCACAUCUACUUUUAACAUUCAUGUGUCGAACAUCGAGUUUGAACAAUUCUCUCCCAAUGUUGCGGCCGUCGUUAUGGUUUGGCAGUCCAACAACAUCUCUUUCAACAACUGUGAAUUCCGAAACAACAGUCGAUCUGGUUUAAACGCAUUUGACAGCGGUGUUAAAAUAGAGGAAUGUUCCUUUGUCAAUAACACCUCCAACAUGCAAAAACUCAAGGAAUUAGACAGUCGGGUAAUCCCAACCUCCGUGUCCGUCUCUGGAGGGGCAGGGUUUGUGUUUGAACAAGCAGUUGGUUUGACUCUUGUCAUCCGAAACUCAAACUUCAGUGGUAACUCAGCUACAGUGAACAAGUCAGAGAAUUUUAUUCCUCCCAGUCCAUUGUCGCUUCUUCCUGGCUUGAACUUGAUAGGCGGGGGAUUGUUGAUAGUGUUCAGGUCCGACGCAAAAUCAUGUAGCGCUCUAGUUGAGGACUCAUCUUUUGAUCGAAACCACGCGACGUUUGGAGGAGGAUUAUAUUACGCCUCCUCUCAGUUGGCUGCAGGGAAUUCAAUAGAAAUAAAAAGAUCGAGCUUCUCGAAAAACCGUGCAUCGCAAGGCGGAGGCGGUAUAAGCCUCACCGUUUCGGGUGCAGUAUCAGGUAACGCAAUCUGUGUCACGCAAUGCGUUAUCAGUGAGAACUGGUCUAGAAGAGGUGGUGGUUUAAAUGUAUUUUUAAUGAGUUACUUUGGACCAUUUACUGAAUCUCUGAUGCAGUUUAAAAACGUUACCUUGGAUGGAAAUAGUGGCCGAGCUAGCGCUGCUGUUCGUCUCGAUACAACUCUUCCUGUUGGAUUUCCUAUAAAUGUUAUACCAGAAUUUAUUGAUUGCAUAAUACAGCAUCACUGCGCGAAUUACCUGACUUACACGAGCCCGUUUAUGAGUCAAAGGGUGAGCGCAAAAUUUACUGGACGCAAUAUCUUCAGAGAGAAUCACGGUGCAGGAGCUAUAGAGUACCAAGAGGGUCGAAUUCUCGUGAAUGGCUCCCUAGAAUUCGUAAAAAAUUCAGGAUCCUUUGGAGGGGCUGCUCUUUUAAGCUCCAGUCAGAUUAUUCUGCACCCGGGUAGUCAAAUGAUUUUCCUUCAGAAUUAUGCUGGUGGUAUUGGCGGAGCAAUUCUUGUAAUCACGAGGUCGAAGUAUGAAUUUAUUCAUGAGUAUAAUCCGGAUUGUUUUGUCACUUACAGCGAAGGGAAGACUGCACCAUCCAAAUGGAAGGCAAAAGUGUCAUUCGUAAAGAACAGUGCCAAAGUCAAAGGUGCCGCCGUAUACAUUUCGACACUUAGUGCCUGUCUGUGGUACGAGAAGUAUCCUUUUCACAGUGUCCAAGAAGCAAUCCGUUGGAAUAAUACGUUUGAAUAUCAAGAUAAUUUCAUCCUUCCCGCUAAGGAUUUUAAGGCAUUAACUGGACCAGAGUAUGACAUUGCAACUGAUACACACCACUUUCAAGUAGAAGGGAAUCAAGACAUAAAUGUAGAGCUCUCACCAGGCGAGGAUGUGUCCCUUAACAUCCAGGGUUACGAUGAACUAAACCACACCAUCUUCACCAUUGCGACUUUGUCUGAAACGGGUAUCUCUGACACUGAACCCAAACUUCAACUGGAUAACGUCAUGCAUCUGUUGUCUCCCGUCACCAAGCAAUCUUUACCGUUAACGUAUCAGCUGGCCAACAGAACUGUAUACAAUGAGGUGAAAAAUAAGUCAGUACAUCAUUUUCAGUUGGAAGACAUCUUUUCAACACUCAAGAACAGAUACAUGUUUAACGUGACCGCAGUUCCUUGCAAACCAGGAUUCAAGUUUGAAGGGACAAAGUGCAAAUGUGACAAAACGAUCGAGGGUGUGCAAAGAUGUGAUGACGAUGACGGUACAAUCUACUUGAAAAAGGGGCAGUGGGGAGGAGAAGUCAAUGGUCGCCUGGUAACGUACUUCUGUCCUCCUGAUUACUGCCGCUGCGAGCGAGAUGGCGACUUGCCCGGAUGUGUAUUCAAACCGAAGUAUGUCGAUAAUCAGUGUAACCAUAACAGGACAGGGGUACUCUGUGGCAAAUGUCAGCAAGGCCUUAGUGUCGGUCUAAGAUCGGCAGAGUGUCUUCAGUGUGACGGUGCUUAUUGGAUUAUUGUUAUUUCCGUCAUCGCCGUUGUCGUUGUAUGCGUCAUCAUCAUUAUACUCAAUCCCAGCCUGUCUAGCGAGCUUCGAGGACCCCUGUUUUUCUUCCAGGUCCUCCCUUUCAUCUUCAAACCAAACAAUCAUGUCGGGCGGGUAGUAAUUUCUGUCGGAAACAUACUCAACUUUGGCGGCCCUUUCUUAUACUUCACGCACAUUUGUAUUGUAAAAGGGAUGACGAAUUUGUUCGCUGUUGCCAUGGGAUACCUGAUGCCGCUUGUUACUCUUCUCGUCUUUAUUAUAUCUUACAUUCUAAGCGCAAAUUUUUACCUCGUGAGAUUCAAACUUCGUAAACAUUCGAGCCUACAGUCGUUCUGGCUGAUGACACUUUUUGUGUACAACUAUCUCGCCGUUACGUCUUUCAUGUUGCUGAACUGCCCCAAAGUUGGUGGGAAAUUGAUUUUCUUUUACGAUGGUAACGUGGAGUGCUUCCGAGGGGAACAUUUAGCAAUGACCGUAGUUGCAUUCGUGGUUCUGUUUGGCUUCGUUAUUUCCCUGCCUGUGGUUGUGCUUAUCCUGACUAAAGGUUAUUGGAAGGUUGACCCACAGUAUGUCAACACGCUUAUCACUGGUCUGCGCCCGCAAUGUAGAUGGUGGUGGUCAGUGGAUAUGUUUCGGAGGUUGUUGUUGCUGUUCAGUUACUCGUUCAUUCCUCAUUGGUUCACAAAGCAGGUUGUCACGAUUAUCAUUUGCGCCUUCAUCCUGACUGUACACAGCAUGUUUCAACCAUACAGGAAGAAACGAGUCAAUGUGGUGGAGUCGCUGUACCUUUAUAUCCUGUGUGUGAUCGCCAUUAUGCAGAUCUUACAGGAGUCCGAUUAUAUCCCUGAUAUUGUUUGUUCCUUCCUGAUGAUAAUUACCACAUUGCAUGCCGGGGGAUUGACUUGUUACAAAGCUGUAGGGUUCUUCGAGAGGAGAUUCAAGUGUUUAUGUCCAAAACCGUGUCCCAGCCAACGCAAUUACGGUUCAAUGGGGGAGACAGCUAUCGACAGAUCUAUUGAUGAAGCUCAGAGACGGCGCAAGGACAUUUUUGACACGAUAUUUGAUAAAUCUGAAGAUGAGAACGGGAAUUGAUAUGGCUGGAAUUAUUGUCAAAAUUUAAGUUUUUCCGGAUUGGGUUAUGAAAAUAACAUGAACCGUGCAGGUCUGGAACACGAUUAUAUUUUAAAAAACUGGUACGAUGGAUAAAUCUUGAAUUAGUUCUAAAAGUUUAGUGGGACUUUAACUCCGAGGUGUAAGGGAGGAAUUUUCCCGAAUGACAUCAACGCAACUGA
Pocillopora damicornis (cauliflower coral) is the source of this 3946-nucleotide messenger RNA. RefSeq lists its product as uncharacterized. The record is from RefSeq and is a predicted model, not a curated record. Lineage: Eukaryota; Metazoa; Cnidaria; Anthozoa; Scleractinia; Pocilloporidae.